Molecule: messenger RNA, 1649 nt
Organism: Talaromyces stipitatus ATCC 10500
Lineage: Eukaryota; Fungi; Ascomycota; Eurotiomycetes; Eurotiales; Trichocomaceae
Product: RNA polymerase I specific transcription initiation factor Rrn7, putative
Exons: 8
Coding region: 33-1649 (538 amino acids)
Biological process (GO): RNA polymerase I preinitiation complex assembly; nucleolar large rRNA transcription by RNA polymerase I
Cellular component (GO): RNA polymerase I core factor complex; RNA polymerase transcription factor SL1 complex
Molecular function (GO): RNA polymerase I core promoter sequence-specific DNA binding
Source: RefSeq, a predicted model, not a curated record
UUAAGCAUUCGACAUGACAGCUCUGCGUCAACAUGGAAUAUAUCAAGCGCGGGCCGUGCGGCCAAGACGGAUGUCGAGAAACUCGUUACUAUCUGGAUAACGGUAUUUGGUUCUGUAGGCGUGGCCAUCAGCAAGAGGGUCGUCAAGUCGAAGAAGAUCCUGAUGAUUACAACAAGCGAGGAACGGUUCACCGCAUAAAAAAGGCGGCUGUAGAGAAAAUUCAAAAGACGUAUACUGGACGACAAGGGUAUCGUCUUUUUAUCUUUGCAUAUCAGCUCAUUCUAUGGAAGCAAUGUCAGGCGCUCAUAACUCAAAAGGGGUUUCCUGCUGAUAUAGAAAAGCUAGUGAAGGAUCUCUGGGCCCUGCGACUGGAAAAUUUGACAGACAGAUUUGACCUCUCACUUGACGAGCCUCGUGGAGAUGAUGGCUCGGACGGCGGAGUUUUCAGCUCACAAACUCCAGCUGCAAGUAUCGAGAAGAAAGAUGCCACUCACAUAAGUGCUCGAAAGUCUACUGACAGUCCCCUUUUGAGGGAGACACUGGGACUUCUCUAUCUAGCUUGUUUGCUUCUUCGUCUGCCAGUAAGCAUUGGCGAUAUAUACAAAUAUGCUGUUCGAAAUGAAAUACCAUUCAUCAGAGCUCUCAAGUCUGUUCCGCAGGAGAUGAGAGAUCGUCUGUCGCCGCAACACACGAGAGGCCUCAGCGUACAGGUAAUGCCAGAGAGUGACGACAUCCACGAGACAGUGAAUCUAAUGGUGGCUAUGUAUAAGCGUGAAUACAACAUCGUAUUCCCGCCGUUAAACAUGCCACUUAUGCUAUUUCAAUUCAUUCGCAAGCUAGCUUUGCCUUUGGAAGUCUACACUGUCGUCAGAAGACUGCAACAACUCCUUCAGUUCCGCUUCACAUUCUCGUCAGGGAAGAAAUGGACACUCAAGGCAGAAAAUUACCCCGAGGCUCAAUUGCUAGGUCUCAUCAUCGUUGCCACGAAAUUAAUAUUCCCUUUCAGCAAAACCAAAGGCUUUCCAACCGUACUUACAGAGCCAGCCGCGCAGCUUAUUGACUGGAAUUUGUGGGCAGCGGCGCAGAAGAAGUUCGAAAGCUUGGACAAAGUUCCAGGGCGGCUAGCAAAGGGAGACGAAAUUAAUGUCAAUGAAGGGAACGUGUUUCACAUGACAGAGAAUCAACUAGAUGAUUACUUGGAUUGGUAUCAAAAUACCUGGCUUGACCAGAAAAAAGACCUAUUUCCACUCAAACCCAGCGAAACUGACAAUCGUCCUGACCUCAAGACCGGCGCUGAAGUAGAAGAAGCGAUUGACAAGAAAGUCCGUGAGAUGACUGCUAGCAUUCGCUUAUCGAAAAUCAUUCCCGAUGACAGAGCACAAGAAACUAAAGAAACAGACAUCGAUCAAAGCUCAGAAAAUGAAGAAGAAAAGACCCCUCGUCCUGGCUACUCAUACAGAAUCUACAGAACGGAAUCGGACUUGCCCAAAACGGCUCGCAAGUUCUAUCAAGCAGCAGCAGAUCUAGCCGGGCUGUCACUGAAGACACUAGUUCUUGCAGUGAACCGCAUAGAAGGCAAACUGGAGAAUUUCCAAUAUGACUUGAGACGCGCGGAAGAACACGGUGAAGAUGUCUGGAACCAUGAAUGA